AGUCUUUAAACAAACGGCAAUGAGGAACACCAUCUGCCUAAGCGUAUUUGCCCUAAAAAUACCAAUCCCCCAAAUUCGCCGCUUCAAUCCCACGAUCUCUCACCAUGAUUUCAACUCCUCCCACGAAUUCUUCUGCGUUGGAUUCCAGUCCUACAAAUUUGGCGCUUCAACCACGAUUUCAUCUCCUAACCCACGAUUUCUUCUGCCCUGCAUUCUCAGUACAAUGAUUUCACAAUUUUAUCAAAUCAGUUUUCUACUUUUACAGUAUAUAGUUCUAUUUUUUCUCCCUUGUGUGCAUAUGAAACAACAACUUUGGACUACAAAAGGAUUUAAUGGCGGCUAAAAUCAAUUUCGUUAGCGAAAUUAACAGCAAGUCAAUGAAUUGAAAAUUAAAGGUUCGUAUUGUCCGAAUCGCGACAGAGAUGGCCCUUUUUCAAUUGAGAUUAUUGUAAUGGAUGAAAAGGGCAACCGCAUUCACGCAAGUAUUGGCAGGUCUUUUAUCCAAAGGUUCAAACAAGAAAUUAAGGAAAUGGGUUUGUACAUCAUGAAGAAUUUCGUGGUUUGUCCAAAUAAUAUGAAGCUGAAGACCAAAGACCACAAGUUUAAGUUGAUGUUCACGCAUAAGACCACUGUUGAUGAAAUACAUGAUCCACAUUUCAACAUGUCUAUUUUCAAAUUUAGAACCUAUGAGCAGCUUUCAAAUCCCCAAGAAUUUGACAAUACUGAGUUAUUCGAUGUCAUUGGCGAAAUUGUGAGCUAUGAGGACGUACAGUCUAUCAAGCAAGAUGAUAACAUCCGUAUGUACAUGAACAUUGAGAUACAAGAUUAUGCGAGCAACAACCUUUCUGCAACUCUUUGGGGAGACUUUGUGGAACAGAUCAAGCCAUAUUUGAAUGGAUCUAAUGAUAAGCAUGUUGUCGUCGUAAUGCAAUUGGUUAGAGUACACCGAUAUCGAGAACAAUAUUCAGUGAGGAACACUUGGCACACAUCGAAGCUUUGGAUCAAUUCAAAUCUUCCUCAAGUUGUUGACUUUAGCUCCAGGUCUCUUUAAGUUGUACUAAAUUUAAGGCUAUUUCAUCCUAAAUUUUAGUCUUAAUAUUUAUUAACGUAUCUCAAGUUAAAAAAAACUGAAUGGUUUCUGUGCGUGGAGAAAGCUCACAAAGAAUUACUCAAAUUUUAUCUCACAAAACUCAUUCUGUUGCUAAUGAGCUAGCAUCUGGAAGUAUUGAAGUUAAAAAUAUUGAGGAUUUGGGUGACUGUAAGCACCCAGGAAAUUUCUGGGUUGUAGCAACUAUUGUACACAUUGAAUUAGACCGUGGAUGGAGUUAUUUAGCAUGCAAAAAUUGCGCAAAGAAAGUAGACAGAGGGGAAUAAAUUCUAUUGUAAAAAAUGCGAGCAGAUUCAAUCUGCCACUCAUAGGUACAGGCUACAAGUUUGUGAUGGAUUGCACCGGUACAAUUUCUUUGCUGCUAUGGGAUCGGGAUGCAACUAAGAUUAUCGGAAAGUCGGCAAAUGAUUUAAAAGAUGCUGUAUUUGAGACUUCUGGUGCUGCAGAAGACUCUUCAUGUCCAAUGGAGAUAGAAAAUAUUGUCGAAAAAAUGUUCAUGUUUAAAGUUGAGGUGAAGAGUAUCAACAAUCAGAAUAAAGAUGAAGUCUUAAAAGUUGUUACGCCUACUGACGACGAGGAAAUUAUAAAGAAAUACAUUCCUUCACCACAAGAAGACAAAUUCAAAGACCCAGAUUUCAAUAAUAACGAAGUCAGUCAUGAAGAUAACGAAAUCACGGAUUCGACUGAAGAUAAUGAGUUGAUCGAUGUUGCACAUACACCUGCCAAGAUAGGUAUAAAUAAUCCUGCAACGAUGGUUGAAGAAGAUUCAAAUGCACAGUUAUCAGGAAAUAAGAUCAAGAGAGUAUUUAAAAAGAAGAAGACAACAUAAGUUGUUUGCAUGUGUAACUGUUGGAUUACUGGAUAAACUAAGAACUGUCUGUUUAGUUAGUUUUAUUAGUUAUGAACAAGACGAUUUGAAUCAUUUCAUGUUUUUUUUCUGGUAUUGAACUUUUCCAGUUUAGUUAGUUUGGUA
Molecule: messenger RNA, 2081 nt
Organism: Nicotiana tabacum (common tobacco)
Lineage: Eukaryota; Viridiplantae; Streptophyta; Magnoliopsida; Solanales; Solanaceae
Source: RefSeq, a predicted model, not a curated record